This is a messenger RNA of Phyllostomus discolor (pale spear-nosed bat), 2819 nucleotides long. It is a transcript of the gene PGGHG, whose product is annotated as protein-glucosylgalactosylhydroxylysine glucosidase. Gene Ontology annotation, molecular function: catalytic activity. Bases 336 to 2819 code for a protein of 827 amino acids. Gene Ontology annotation, biological process: carbohydrate metabolic process. The transcript is spliced from 14 exons. The record is from RefSeq and is a predicted model, not a curated record. Lineage: Eukaryota; Metazoa; Chordata; Mammalia; Chiroptera; Phyllostomidae.
GCUGCCCCGGGGGCGGGGACUGAAGGGCCUUCCGGCCGCAGAGGCAGCCACAGGCGACCAGGCCCUUGGGUCCGGGAGCGGCAGCGCCGACCCGGCUGAAGCCGAGCGACUGGGCAGGGCUGCGGUGAGCCCGGAGACAGCGGCGACCCCUGAUAGGGCUCCAGCCUGGCCCCUCGCUCCCAGCACCCGGGUCGGCGCUCCCUACACCCCACCCCGCUGCCUCGAGGAGCAGGGUUCGGCGGCGGAAGCCUCCUCACUUUCACUUGCAUCCGCGGGGCGGGGUUCUGGGGGUGCGGCUUGGAAAGGGCCGACCCCACCCUUUUCCAGGCCUUUCCAUGGCGGGCGCAGGUGAAGACCCCACCCUGUUCACUGCCCACUCUCUGCCCAGUGACCGCCGGCUCUGGGCCAGCGUGACCAACGCCUACUUGGGCACGCGUGUCUACCACGACACGCUGCACGUGAGCGGCAUAUACAAUGGGGCCUUGGGGGACACGCACCGUGCCGUCCUGCCCAGUCCCCUCAACAUCCGGCUGGAGGCCCCCGAGGGGACAGGAGAGCAGCUGACCACAACCUUCGUCCUGGACACUAACACAGGCUCCUUUCUGCACGCCCUGGAGGGGCCCAGCUUCCGGGCCUCCCAGCGCAUCUACGCCCACCGCACGCUGCCGCACGUGCUGGUCUGCGGCGUGUCCCUCGCCCGCCGGGGCCCCGGGGGCCAGCCCGUCACCGUGAGGCUGCGGUCCGCCUUCUCCCCAGAAAGCCCGGACCUGGCCCUGCGUCUGGGGCCUGACUUCCGGGGAGCGCGGUACCUGUACGGCCACACGCUCACUCCUGAGCACCCAGGGGCGCCGCGGCAGGAGGUGCACAUGCUGUGGACGCCAGCACCCACGGCCCUGACCCUGGGGGAGGGUCAGCAGCACAGGACCUGGGAGUUCCUGGCCGUGGUGGGCGGCAGCCAGGCCGAGGCCCAGGCCUGCCUCGCUGAGGCGCUGCGGCUGCAGGCCGGCGGCACCCUGUACGCCGUCCACGCCCUGGCCUGGGCCCGGCUCUGGGACAGCUGUGGCCUGGAUGUGGUGGGGCCCCUCCCCCUGCGCCAGGCCCUGCGAGGUGCCCUGUACUACCUGCUCAGUGCCCUGCCUGAGCCCGGGGCCCCAGGACAGGUCUGCCACGGACUCAGCCCCGGGGGGCUCUCCAACGGGAGCCGCGAGGAAUGCUACUGGGGCCACGUGUUCUGGGACCAGGAUCUCUGGAUGUUCCCCAACGUCCUCCUGUUCCAGCCCGAGGCCGCCCGGGCUCUCCUGCAGUACCGCAUCCAGACACUGGGUGGAGCCCUGCUCAAUGCCCAGAACCUGGGCUACGAGGGGGCCAAGUUCGCCUGGGAGAGUGCCGUGUCUGGCCUGGAGGUCUGCCCGGAGGACAUUUACGCGAUCCAGGAAGUCCACGUCAACGGGGCCGUGGCGCUGGCCUUCCAGCUGUACCAGCACAGCACCCAGGACCUGCAGCUCUUCCGAGAGGCUGGUGGCUGGGACGUGGUCAGUGCCGUGGCGGAGUUUUGGUGCAGCCGAGUCACGUGGAACCCCACAGAAGAGAAGUACCACCUGAUUGGAGUCAUGCCCCCCGACGAGUACCACUCGGCGGUCACCAACUCCGUUUACACCAACGUCCUGGCCCAGAGCAGCCUGCGCUUUGCUGCCGCCCUGGCCCAGGACCUGGGUCGGCCCGUCCCCCGCCGGUGGCUGGAGGUGGCUGAUAAGAUCAAGGUGCCCUUUGACCCGACACGGAACUUCCACCCCGAGUUUGACGGGUAUGAGCUCGGAGAGGAGGUGAAGCAGGCAGAUGUCGUGCUCCUGGGGUACCCCGUCCCCUUCCGUGUGAGUCCUCAAGUUCGCAGGAACAACCUGGAGGUGUAUGAGGCCGUGACGUCUCCCCGGGGCCCCGCCAUGACCUGGAGCAUGUUUGCUGUGGGCUGGAUGGAGCUGAAGGAGCCCCGGCGGGCGUGGGACCUCCUGCAGAGGAGCUUCGCCAACAUCACGGAGCCCUUCAAGGUGUGGACGGAGAAUGCAGACGGGUCCGGGGCCGUGAACUUCCUGACGGGCAUGGGGGGCUUCCUGCAGGCGGUACUCUUCGGGUUCACGGGGUUCAGCGGAGGUCUCCGGCCUACGCGUCUCUGGCGUCUCCUACCUGGGGCGCAAGCUCGACUUCUCCUUCUCCGAGGACUCCGUGACAGUCGCGGUCAGGUCCCGGGCGGGGCCCCGGGCGCCUCUGCUGGAGGUGGAGCUGUGGCCGUCACAGGACCGGCUGCCCCUGCCCCCAGGACACAAGGUCUCCUUCCCCCGCUGUGCCGGCCGGAUACAAAGUUCGGUCUCGUAGGGCGCGGUGGCAGCAGGCCUUGCUCCAAGGAAACCCAGGAGAGGCCGGUGCAGACACUGGAGCCCAGCGCAGCCCCUCUGGGACCCGGGGGCCCUCUGGACCCACAGAGUCCCUCACGGGGCGCUGAGGUCCUGCCCCUGCCCCGGCAGUGCUGGGGGCUUCAGGGACACCUCUGGGGUGCUCCCCGCUUCAUGGACGGGGUCCCAGCCCACCGUCCGACACCCUCCCACCCUCCACCUGGCAGCCAGCUUCCUGGGCUCCGGGCAACGUCUGGGUUCCGUGGCCUGCAGUGCAAGACCCUGCUGAAACCCCACAGACAGGGGGCUUCCCCGUGGCCUCCCGCGCCAGCGGAUCUGGCCCGCUCCUUGGGGCUGACACCCGCACCUGCCGUGGCCCCCAGGAGGGGUGGGGAGCACGGGCACCCUGCUGCAGAGGCAGAGGCAGGGUGA